GGAAGCAGUUCCUUAUCUGUCCAGCCAUAGAAAAUAAAGUUUCACGCAGUAGCGAUGCUUUUGGAGAGACGUUGUUCAUUCAGGAUGUUAUAUUGCUCUUAUUUUCUGCAACUAUAUACGGUCUAGCUGCUCUAUAAUGACAUUCGCACGCUUCUUUUAGCUUUAAGGAAGAGAGAAUAUUAGUUGAUAUCGCCUGGUGCAGCCAUCUUUGGCUGUAAAUCGAGUUUUUGUUUAUAUGAAAUUUGCUUGUUUUAAUAGUUACUAUCUGUUGUGACCAUUAAAUGGAUGAACACAAGGAGAACAUUCAAAGAACAGACGUAAAUCUGAAAAUGUCAGAGGAAAAAGAAGAUGAAAAGACGAAACCCUGCAGUAGAAUAUGUCCCGAUGACGAAACGGCUCCGGAAACGUCUCAGUCCAACAGAGACUUCAGUCACCCGGUUUACAAAGAGAUCGCUCUGGCCAACGGCCACAUCAACCGCAUGUCCAAAGACGAGCUGCGGGUCAAACUGGCGGAACUGAAGCUCGACACCAGAGGAGUAAAGGACGUGAUGAAGAAGAGGUUGAAGAACCACUACAAGAAGCAGAAGCUGCUGCAGUCAGCCGCGGAGGGAGGGCCCACCGAUACCUACUACGACUACAUCUGCGUGGUGGACUUUGAGGCUACGUGCGAGGAGGAUAAUCCCUCAGACUUCCUGCAUGAGAUCAUCGAGUUCCCCAUGGUCCUCAUCAACACGCACACCUUACAGAUCGUGGACACUUUUCAGGCGUACGUGAAACCCGAGGUCAACCCGCAGCUUUCCGACUUCUGCGUGAAGCUAACGGGAAUCACACAGGAGACAGUGGACGGAGCGGAUCCGUUUCCAGACGUCCUUCACCGAGUCGUGGAAUGGCUGCAGGAGAGGGAACUCGGGACGAAAUACAAAUACGCCAUGCUGACCGACGGGGCGUGGGACAUGAGCAAGUUCCUCAACAUCCAGUGUCGGAUCAGCCGGAUCCGAUAUCCUCAGUUUGCAAAGAAAUGGAUAAAUAUAAGAAAGUCUUACUGCAACUUCUACAAGGUCCCACGCACGCAGACGAAGCUGAGCACCAUGUUGGAAAAGCUGGGCAUGAAAUACGAAGGCCGGCCUCACUGCGGCCUGGACGACUCGCGCAACAUCGCCCGGAUAGCCGUCCGCAUGCUGCAGGACGGCUGCCAGCUGCGCGUCAACGAGCGCAUGCACGCCGGCCAGCUGCUCUCGGUCCCCAGCUCGGCGCCGGUGGAAGGGGCGCCGCCGCCCCGUAACCCCGGCAACAGAGAGUAGAGCCAGAAACUUUAAUGAACCAGCCUUAAAAGUCUGUCUGCACCCGCAUCACUUACAGAGAGAGGAAAGCACUUUAAUUUGAGCUUAAAGCUGUAAGGAGAGAUUAAUAUUUCAGUUUGUGCAGACUUUGCAUCGAGGAGUACAGCGAUUCAUGGCGACGUAUUGAAAAUAAAAUUACAAGAAUAAAUUUGUCAGAGAAUAAAGUUGACAUAUUGCGAAAUAUUCAUAUUACGAUUUUAUUCUCAUUUUCAAAAAAUGACUUUAUUCUCUUGUUUUGACUUCUCAUAAUAUUAAGAUUUUAUCCUCAACAUAUGAUUAUUCUCGUAUUAUGACUUCUCAAAAUACUGACUUUAUUCUCAUUAUUUUGACCUUAUUCUUGUAAUUUUAUUUCAUUUGUUCUUAGUAGGGCUCUGAUACUCCGUCGUGGAGGAGGUCUCACUCUGACUAAAUAUUUUUACAACAGUUUGUGAAAAUAAAUCAUUCCUGCAGCAUUCUGUUUA
Poecilia reticulata (guppy) is the source of this 1801-nucleotide messenger RNA. RefSeq names its product exoribonuclease 1 (gene eri1). Gene Ontology annotation, molecular function: 3'-5'-RNA exonuclease activity; nucleic acid binding. The record is from RefSeq and is a predicted model, not a curated record. Gene Ontology annotation, cellular component: cytoplasm; nucleolus. NCBI's taxonomy places the organism in Eukaryota, Metazoa, Chordata, Actinopteri, Cyprinodontiformes, Poeciliidae.